Spinacia oleracea (spinach) is the source of this 708-nucleotide messenger RNA. Its product is annotated as nudix hydrolase 2-like. Lineage: Eukaryota; Viridiplantae; Streptophyta; Magnoliopsida; Caryophyllales; Amaranthaceae. Gene Ontology annotation, molecular function: ADP-ribose diphosphatase activity; NAD binding; NADH pyrophosphatase activity. Bases 1 to 570 code for a protein of 189 amino acids. The transcript has 9 exons. The record is from RefSeq and is a predicted model, not a curated record.
AUGUUAAAAAGUUUCUUGGCAUGGGUGAGGCACCGAUCUACAGACUCAGAUUUUGAUGUAGACACUGGAAACGGCAAAAAGGGUGUGUGGAUAAAACUUCCCAUUGAACUUGCAAACCUUGUUGAAACUGUGGUCAAGGAAGGCUUUUGGUAUCAUCAUGCAGAGCCAAAUUAUCUAAUGCUGGUUUACUGGAUUCCUGAAACUAUUAAUACACUCCCUGCAAAUGCUACACAUCGUGUUGGAGUUGGUGCUAUUGUCUUAACAGAGAAAAGAGAGAUGCUUGUAGUACAGGAAAAGAGUGGCAGACUUCGAGGAACAGGUGUCUGGAAUAUCCCUAUUGGAAUCGUGGAUGAGGGAGAGGAUAUAUGUGCAGCAGCCAUCGGAGAAGUUAAGGAAGAGACAGGAGUUGACGCAGAAUUUGUCGAGGUAGUAGCUUUCAGGUCAUCUAUAUCCGCGGGAGUUCUGAAUGCUGGCACUUCUAUCCAUCGGGAAGCCUUGUCUAGCAUUUCUUCUCGACUGAAAACAUUGCAGUUGUUUCUUCGAGCUCCUGAUGCCUACUCAACAAACUAAUAUUUACGAGAUCAAGGGUGUGAUUGUGUAUUAUACUUGUGAGUUGUGUCGGAGCAUGUUAUGUUAGAAUAUGGGUGAUAUUUGACAGAGCAUAAAGACAACUUAGGAAAGUGUAAGUGUUUGUAUGAAAUGGUUUAA